Messenger RNA from Fusarium poae, 2646 nucleotides. RefSeq lists its product as uncharacterized. The transcript has a single exon. NCBI's taxonomy places the organism in Eukaryota, Fungi, Ascomycota, Sordariomycetes, Hypocreales, Nectriaceae. Gene Ontology annotation, molecular function: protein binding. The record is from RefSeq and is a predicted model, not a curated record. Bases 1 to 2646 code for a protein of 881 amino acids.
AUGCGUCUGAUUAAUGUGGAAACGGUACAGAUGCGGCAGUUCUCUGGGACUCGCAUUCCUCCAUACGCAAUUCUCUCCCAUAGAUGGGGCGAUGAUAAAGAAGAGGUAUCAUUCUCCGACAUGAAAAAGGGUUCAUCAAAAAAGGUGGGAAUGGCAAAGGUGCGGGGGUGCUGUAAGCAAGCCAAGAAAGAUGGGAUCAAAUACAUCUGGAUCGACUCCUGUUGCAUCAACAAGGACAGCUCAAAGGAGCUCGACGAAGCCAUCAACUCCAUGUUCCAGUGGUACCAGAAAGCCAAAUUCUGUUAUACCUAUAUGAGCGACGUACCCAAAGACGACAAGUUUCGGGAGCCGGGAUCCAAGUUUUACUCAAGUUCCUGGUUUCAGAGAGGCUGGACAUUGCAGGAACUACUAGCUCCUGCUGAAUUGCGAUUCUAUGAUCAGGAAUGGAAUCUACUCGACACCAAAGCCGAACUUGUGACUGAAAUCGAAAAUAUCACAAAAAUUCCUAAAGUGUUUUUACUUGGCUGGGACUUCCGCCGCGCAAGCGUGGCACAGCGAAUGUCGUGGGCAGCGAAACGGGAAACAAAAAGAGAAGAAGACAUGGCCUACUGUCUUUUAGGGAUAUUCAACAUCUCAAUGCCGAUGAUCUAUGGCGAAGGUCGAAAGGCUUUUGAGCGUCUGCAACUGAAGAUAAUAGAGCAAACCAGCGAUGACUCUAUUCUUGCUUGGGGAAUUUGUGAGAACAACGUUGAUGGACGAUCCACCAAAGUGACCAAGCCAAUCUCGGCUGGGGUAUUUGCUUCCUCCCCUAAAGAUUUCUCCGAUUGUGGACGUAUAGUUCCGCAUGACCAGAACUCAAACCCCAGCAGUAUCUUUACAGUAUCUGGUGGCUAUGUUCACACCUCCCUGACACUACAUUACAACAAAAACAAGACUCUCUACGCUGGACUUAACUGCCGCUUCCAAGACGAUGACCUUGAAAACGUCAUUGCCAUACCUUUGUACACCUCGUCUUCCAUGAAUGGAUACAUCAGACCACAAAAGCUAGGACCGGUAGUAGUCGAAAAGCCACCAGUUGGGCAUCCACGCGAGCGCUUCCAAAUUAGAGUUGAUCGACAAAUAAGUCCAGUCCAAGCAAGAGGGACAGCAGGUGUCUGGCUACAUGUCAUGGGUUAUAAGAAGCUCGGACUCAAGCUGGCAGAAACUUAUCCGCCGCUUGAGUGGGACAAUAGUCGGGCUUUGCUCGACAAUAACGACGAUAGCAAAACUCGUGUCGAAACCCAACUUGUUCGUUUCACGUCUGAUGCUGCGAAAAGCCAUGAUGUGAUAGUAGUCAUUGAACGAAACCCUUCCAAGUGUCCAUCGACGAUGCGAAGCUUUAUAAUACAGGCGCUCCGAGACCUGGAGCUGGCGGAUAUCGAAAAGAGCCUACCGUUCAUGAAUCCGAAGAGUCGUGAGGCGAACAAAGCUGAUAAUGGAGUGAUUGAGGUCACAGUUGCUCAGACUCAGGAAACUGUUCCAGAUGGGAUACUUUGUUUCGUCAGCCUGGACCGCACUGAUGAGGUUCCGACUGUUACUAGAAAACACCCAGCAAUAUUGACAGCAAAGCUGAAAUGCGAUUUUAUGGAUUCGCUGAAGAAGGAGCACCUUGCAAGGUCAGCGGAACAUCCAGCUAUCAAGAGUCUGGCCACACUGAGGGAUCGUCGGGAUUCUCUUGAAAAUAAGAUGAUCGAGAUAGAACAAGAAGAGUGGAAGUUGGCUGAAAGAAAGAGAUUGGUACAAACAGAAAUCAAAAGCCUCACGGAUCAAAUUGUUGCCGAGGAGGCCAAGACACAGGGGCGUCUGAAAAACUAUGAAAAGCACAAAAGCAAAAGGCUGCAGAUCCAGAGCAUACUGGACGGUAAAACUGGUUACUCGCCCGGUCUAUCCAAACCACGAUUCUUAUCAACUAAAGGAGAAGUCGCGGCGGGUCCAGGAAACUGGUUUGAGAAGAUGAUCGAGAGGCAGUUGAAAAGAGUUCCAGAAAAGUCAUAUUCGUGGCCUGUCGAAAUUGGUCAAGACACGAAAGACUUGUCGCCUCUUCUAUGGGCUGUCACGAACACGAAAACGGAGAUUGUAGAACUACUCGUUGAAAAGGGAUCAGACACUGAGGUCAAAUACGAACACGGUACCACGGUACUUUCGGCAGCUGCUUUCCAUGGCAAGAAGCGCAUAGUCGAGAUCCUUCUCAGACAUGGUGCCAAACUGGAAGCCAGAAACGAAAACAAUCUUACGCCACUGAUUUAUGCAUCUUACGGCGGACGUCAAGAAGUAGUGACGCUCCUUCUGGACAAGGGAGCCAAGAUCGAUUCGCGAACGGCUUCAAAGAGCACGGCUCUAGGUUUAGCUGCGUCAGAGGGACAUGACAAUGUGGUAAGCUUGCUUCUGGAUAGAGGCGCCAACGUCGAAUCAAAGGACGAUGAUGGUAAUACCGCGCUUGCAAAAGCAGCUUCUCGAGGGCAUGCAAAGACGGCGGAGAUAUUGAUCAAGAAAGGAGCAAAGAUUGGAACGCGAAACUUGAAGCAACAAACGCCAUUGGCCAUAGCUACAAAAAAUGGGCAUAAGGUUGUUGCAAGAAUGUUGGUUAAUGCAGGUGCUAAAGGCUAA